This is a messenger RNA of Spodoptera littoralis (African cotton leafworm), 3228 nucleotides long. The record is from the annotation of a GenBank genome assembly. NCBI's taxonomy places the organism in Eukaryota, Metazoa, Arthropoda, Insecta, Lepidoptera, Noctuidae.
AUGGAAGAAAAUAGGUUCACUGUUUCCGCUGUGGAGGGAGAAUCCAAGAAGAAUGGCAUCCAUAUGGGAGCCAAUAUCAUCACCAGACCUUUACGAACGUCUGCUGAGACCGUAGAACGAGGGACGGGAAAUAAUGCCCAAUCAGAUACCUGGCUGCAUGACGCUGGAUGGAGAAGAAAACGGUCAUUGGCUCAACUUACCAGAGAAGCUCUGCCGCGAUUGGAUAAUUAUAGGAAUUCUAAGAGAGCUUUAAAAAGGCCAAGUCUUGGAGAGUUACAUGGAGAUCAUCUUAUUACUGAAGAGGACGAGAAAGUACAACAACAACAGACUAGGGACACAAAGUCACCGACACCUGCCAUUGGAAUUAAAUUAGGAUGGAUUCAAGGUGUGUUGAUACCAUGUCUGCUGAACAUCUGGGGUGUGAUGCUGUUCCUCCGCAUAUCCUGGGUAGUCUCUCAAGCAGGUAUCGGCCUGUCUCUGGUCAUCAUCGCUAUAUCUGCAUUCGUGUGUGUCAUCACAACACUCUCCAUGAGCGCAAUAUGCACCAAUGGAGAAGUAAAAGGAGGUGGUAUCUACUACAUAAUCUCAAGAUCCUUGGGUCCGGAGUUCGGUGCUUCAGUAGGCAUUAUCUUUGCCUUCGCCAAUGCCGUUGCAGCCAGUAUGAAUACGAUUGGUUUCUGUGACUCCUUGAAUGACCUUUUGAAGAGUUAUGAUGUUAAGAUAAUUGACGGUGGACUGAAUGACGUCAGGAUUGUGGGAGCCGUGGCGCUGGUCGUCAUGUGCUUCAUCUGUGCGGUUGGCAUGGACUGGGAAAGUAAAGCGCAGAAUUUCCUGAUAGCCAUUAUCGUGGGGGCUAUGGUGGACUUCGUGGUCGGUACUGUAAUGGGGCCGAGCAGCGAUCAGGAAAUGGCCAAUGGAUUCGUCGGACUAAGCACGGCCACGCUAUCGGCUAACUUCAAACCAGACUUUCGGUUCAGCGAGGGUUUGAACCAAGACUUCUUCAGCGUAUUCGCCAUAUUCUUCCCCUCAGUCACCGGUAUCCAAGCUGGAGCUAACAUUUCAGGAGAUUUGAAGGACCCAGCGUCAGCCAUUCCAAAAGGCACAUUACUUGCGCUGCUCAUAUCUAUGGUGAGCUACGCGUUGAUGGUGCUCUUCUCUGGCGGAGGGGCUCUGAGGGACGCUAGUGGAAAUCUGACUGACUUGGUGUUUGCAAACGGCACCGUUGUGGACUACAGCGGUUUAGCCAGCUGCAUCACUAAUAACGGCACAAACAUCACCUGUAAAUAUGGACUGCAUAACAGUUACUCGGUGAUGCAACUGAUGUCGGCCUGGGGUCCAUUCAUCUACGGCGGUUGUUGGGCAGCCACGCUGUCCACUGCUCUGACCAACCUGCUCUCGGUACCGCGUCUCAUCCAAGCGUUGGGCACUGACCGCAUCUACCCUGGACUCAUAUUCUUCUCCAAGCCCUAUGGAAAGUACGGAGAGCCAUAUAGAGGAUAUGUGCUGACUUUCUUCGUGUCCUUGCUGUUUUUGCUUAUAGCUGAUUUGAACACGAUCGCGCCUCUGAUAUCGAACUUCUACCUCGCAUCGUACGCCCUCAUUAACUUCUGCACCUUCCACGCGGCACUCGUGCGACCGCUGGGAUGGCGACCUACAUUCAGAUAUUACAACGUGUGGCUGUCUCUCAUCGGGUUCCUGAGUUGUGUGGCCAUAAUGCUGCUCAUCAGCUGGGUCAUGUCACUUGUGACCUUCGCCAUCUUCUUUACUCUCUACCUCAUCGUACACUAUAGAGAUCCUGAUGUAAACUGGGGCAGCAGUACUCAAGCCCAAAUAUACAAGACAGCUCUGUCGAGCGCCUACAACUUGGCGAAGACAGGUGAACACGUUAAAAACUACUGGCCACAACUUCUGGUGCUGGCAGGCCGGCCGCAGUCGAGACCAGCGUUAGUUGACCUCGGCAACCUCAUCACAAAGGCUGGCUCGUUAAUGAUAGUGGGAGACAUAUCACAGGAACGCGUGUCAUACAAGGAGCGGUCAGUACGCUUGCGUGCUGAUGCAGAAUGGUUGCGGCUACGGAAGGUGCGCGCGUUCUGCUCGCGCGUGCACGGCUUCGGCUUCGAAGCUGGAGCGCGCGCACUCGUACAGGCGGCCGGUGUCGGCCGCCUCGCACCCAACGUGCUGCUCAUGGGGUACAAGACAGAUUGGACUACCGCACCAGCUGAAGACCUUGUCGCUUACUUUAAUGUGCUGCAUACUGCAUUCGAGAGUCGUCUAGCAGUGGCGAUAGUACGCGUAUGCGGCGGACUAGACUAUGGCCCACUGAGCGCUGAGACGGCAGCCAGCAGCUCGCUGACGGGCACGUCGAGCGGGUCGCACGACGAGCUCCGCGUGCGGCGUGCGCCACUCAUCAUGCACGCGGACUCCGACCUCGACAUCACGCGCGCCGCCGACCAGCCGCGACACAACCUCUCCAGUACGUUGCCACUAGACGCUACUGAUAGUAUAUUGACGUUGUCGACCUCACGGUCGUUCACGAUAUCCGAGACCAACAGCACGAAAGAACGAAAGAAGAAAGACAAGAAGAAUGAUAUGCACAGACAGAUUGUGUACAACACGUCCACUGGCUUGGAAUUAUCCAAGGACCAGUUGACACAGAUGACAAUAUUCCAGAGAAAACAGGAGGCAGGUACCUUAGACGUGUGGUGGUUGUACGACGAUGGUGGUCUGACGAUCCUGCUGCCCUACAUCAUCUCACAGCGUUCCACUUGGAGCAAUUGCAAGCUGAGGAUCUUCGCGCUUGCCAACAGACUGCAUGAGAUGGAAUUGGAAGAGAGAAAUAUGGCUAACUUGCUGGCAAAGUUCCGCAUAGACUACUCUUCACUAACGAUGGUGCAGGACAUCACCGACCCACCGCAGCCUGAAACCACGAAACUCUUUGAAGAUAUUACCAAGAAAUUCACUGUCGAAUCGGCAAAUCCCGACUGUUGCAUCAGCGAAACAGAGCUGCUUACAUUAGCAGAAAAGACGAAACGCCAGCUGAGGCUACGCGAACUGUUGCUCGCUAACUCUAAGGACGCUCGUCUAGUCGUCAUGUCCCUGCCUAUGCCUCGAAAGGGUUCAGUGUCUGCCCCGCUAUACAUGGCGUGGUUGGAGAUGAUGAGCCGCGACAUGCCGCCAAUGAUGUUCGUGCGUGGCAACCAUACCUCCGUGCUCACCUUCUACUCUUAA